ACCUAUAUAGUUUAAGGUAAAAAAAUUUGGCCUUCAAAAGAAAUUUCAAUCGUUGUACUGUUGAUAUUUGGCUCUGUUGACUAAUGAGUUUGCCGACCACCGGGCUAGUAGAUUGGCACUGCUGGAAAGUGUGUGGUUAUUUUGAAUGUGACUAAGUACAAACUAAUGCUUGCCUCUUUUUAAAUCCCUUUAGGAAAAAUAGAAAUGAAGGUACAUAUGCACACAAAAUUUUGCCUCAUUUGUUUGCUGACAUUUAUUUUUCAUCAUUGCAACCACUGCCAUGAGCCACAUGACCAUGGUCCUGAGGAGCACCACAGACACCAUCAUGGACUGACCGAAUCGGAGGCGAGCAAAUUUUCAGAGCUGGAUGCUGCCAAAAAUGAGAAAAAUUAUUACAUUGAAAAACUUUUUGACCGUUACGGUGAAAAUGGAAGAUUAUCCUUUUUUGGUCUGGAGAAACUUUUAACAAACUUGGGCCUCGGAGAAAUAAAAGUAGUUGAGAUUAAUCAUGAGGAUCUUGGCCACGAUCAUGUUUCUCACUUAGAUAUUUUGGCAGUUCAAGAGGGAAAGCAUUUUCACUCACAUAACCACCAGCAUUCCCAUAAGCAUUUAAAUUCAGAAAACCAAACUGUGACCAGUGUAUCAACAAAAAGAUACCAUAAGUGUGACCCAGAGAAAGAGACAGUUGAAGUGUCUGUCAAAUCUGAUGAUAAACAUACUCGCGACCGCAAUCAUCGGUUAUGUCAUCACCAUUGUUUGCGUCAUCACCUCGAUCAUAACACUACCCACCAUUUUUCUAAUGAUUCCAUUACUCACAGUGAGCAUGGGGAGACUAGCCAUGAGCCUUCAGCAGAGACCAAUAAAACACAGGAACAUUCUGAAAGUAAGCCACCAAAAGGAAAGAGGAAGAGAAAAGGGAAGAAUGACGAAAAUUCAGAGGUCAUUACACCAGGUUUUCCCCCUAACCAUGAUCAGGGUGAACAAUACGAGCAUAAUCGGGUCCAUAAACCUGAUCGUGUACAUAACCCAGGUCAUUCUCAUGGACAUCUUCCAGAACAUAAUGGUCAUGAUCCUGGUCAUGGACACCAAGAUCCUGAUCCUGAUAAUGAAGGUGAACUUCGACACACUAGAAAGCGAGAAGCACCACAUGUUAAAAAAAGUGCAAUUUAUUCAGCUGCUAGUCACAAAGAUCAUAAUGAAGAUGACCGCCAACAUGAGUGUUUGAACGUCACUCAGUUGUUAAAAUACUAUGGUCAUGGUGCCAACUCUCCAAUCUCCGCUGAUCUAUUCACAUACCUUUGCCCUGCAUUGUUAUAUCAGAUUGACAGCAGACUUUGUAUUGAACAUUUUGACAAACUUUUAGUUGAAGAUUUAAGUAAGGAUAAAAAUACAGUUCCUGAAGAUAAGGCAAAUGUAGGGGCAUCGGCGUGGAUUUGUGGUAUCAUUUCUGUCACUGUCAUUAGCCUGCUUUCCUUGCUUGGUGUGAUCUUGGUUCCCAUCAUUAACCAAGGAUGCUUCAAAUUCCUUCUCACAUUCCUUGUGGCUCUGGCUGUAGGAACAAUGAGUGGAGAUGCCCUUCUUCAUCUACUGCCCCAUUCUCAGGGUGGACAUGAUCACAGUCACCAACACGCACACACGCAUGGGCACGGCCAUGGCCAUUCGCAUGGACACGAGCCCAAGAAGUUUCUGGAAGAAUAUGAUGCUGUACUGAAAGGACUUGUCGCUCUAGGAGGCAUUUACUUGUUAUUUAUCAUUGAACACUGCCUUAGAAUGUUUAAGCACUACAAACAGCAAAGAGGGAAACAGAAGUGGUUUAUGAAGCAGAACACAGAAGAAUCGAGUAUUGGAAGGAAGCUUUCAGACCACAAGAUAAAUAACACGCCAGACGCCGACUGGCUGCAGCUCAAGCCUCUUGCAGGAACGGAUGACUCGGUUGUUUCUGAAGAUCGCCUUAAUGAAACGGAACUGACAGAUUUAGAAGGCCAACAAGAAUCCCCUCCCAAAAAUUACCUUUGUGUAGAAGAGGAGAAAAUCAUGGACCACUCUCACAGUGAUGGGUUCCAUACCAUUGAUGAGCAUGCUCUCCAUGCUGCUACACCCAACCACCACGACGAGAGUAAGACUGUGCUGAGGAAACACAGUCAUCAGUGGCACCACAAACAUUCUCAUCAUUCACACGGCCCCUGCCACUCUGGGUCGGACUUGAAGGAAACGGGAAUAGCUAACAUCGCCUGGAUGGUGAUCAUGGGGGAUGGCAUCCACAACUUCAGCGACGGCUUAGCCAUUGGAGCGGCUUUCAGCGCUGGGCUGACAGGAGGCAUCAGCACGUCCAUCGCUGUCUUCUGCCAUGAGCUGCCACAUGAGUUAGGUGACUUUGCAGUCCUUCUGAAAGCAGGCAUGACCGUGAAGCAGGCGAUUGUGUACAACCUGCUCUCGGCCAUGAUGGCUUACAUCGGCAUGUUCAUCGGCACCGCGGUGGGGCAGUACGCCAACAACAUCACCCUCUGGAUCUUCGCCGUCACUGCCGGCAUGUUCCUCUACGUGGCCUUGGUGGACAUGCUUCCGGAAAUGCUGCAUGGUGACGGCGACAACGAAGAGCAUGGCUUUUGCCCCGUGGGGCAGUUCGUGCUGCAGAACUUGGGGCUGCUGUUCGGAUUUGCCAUCAUGCUGGUGAUCGCCCUCUAUGAAGACAAAAUUGUGUUUGACUUCCAGUUCUGACCAUUCCGGCGACCACUGUGGAUUACAGGAAGGCGACCGUGCAGCUUGGCACCUGUCCUUGUACCGUGUGCGCGUUGCUCCAAGAGAGGUCACUGUCUGCACCGCUUACACGUUCCGAGAUUUGAGCUGACUCGAGACUGGUGCUCUGUACUGUUCUCCCUGCGCAGAGGGGUCUUUUUAAAACAUGUAAAGCUUGUGAUAUAGAAAGGAGAAAAUGGGACUCCAUGAAACAACGUUGGUAUAGGAUUAAGAUUUCCACAAAAAUAAUCAUAUAAAACACUAAAGUAGUCUCUUUAUUAGUAGAAACUUCUGUGGCUAUGCAGAAAUAGAAAUUGAACCAAAAAAAAUCACUUAAACUUUAAAAUAUUUUAAAUGGACUUUGAACAGACUUUUCUUUGUGCUAAAAAUGACUUGUAGUGUCCUUUAAUUCAGCUACAUACAUACAUGUGGUAACAGGGAUCAACUUGACUUUGAGAUUGCAUACGUAGAUUCUAGGGCCCAGAGGAGAGCUCAGGCCACAGUAGGGUGUGGAUUUAGCAUUGGGAAAAGUCCUUAUUCUUGAAUCUAGAGUUACUAUUUUUGUAUAUAUUUACAUAGUGUUUAAACUCCCAGCCUAAACUACUGAAAUGUGUGAUUGUAUGUUUGUGUGAGCUUCAGUUUAAUGGAAGAUUCAUAAUGGUUCUCUGUAUUAUUAAUUAUUAUACUUGGUAUUUGGGUGUUUUUGUUUUGUUUUUUAAUUUUGGGGGUUUUUUUGGGGGGGAAGAGGGGUGGGUUAGGAGGUCGGAGCAUGUGGUAAAAUGUUUUUUAUUAUUAAAAUUGUAAUCCUCUAGAAAAUUUCAGAGAAGUGAAGAAUCCAUACAUGGUCUAAAUAUUCAGUUUUCCUACUUUAACAGUACUAACUAGUUAUUUGGGAAGUUUAAGUUCUAAAUGUACGUAUCGCUUUACCAGAUGGCAUUGGGACCAUGCUGUCGCCGACAGUAAAUCCAAAUGUACCAUGUCCAUAAUCCGUACAUGGAGUGUUAAAGGAACAAAACAAAAAUCGGUUAUGAGGGUAAUCCCUAGUGAUACUGUGGCUAUCAUAGUGCCACGUGACUUGGAAGAUAGAUUUAAAUAACUCAGCUGAAGUCACUUGAUCAUUUUGUGCCAAGAUGUGCUGUUGGUGCCUGAUAGGGACUAGUCUCUUUUGUAGGCGCCCUGUUCUCCUACCGUGCAUUGUGAUCGACUUGUGAGAAGUGCGAGCUGUGUCUAUUCGGAAUUUUGACCUAAUAAUUUGUAGCCCAGCCAGAUGCAUGGAGCUUUCCGGCUCCACCCUGUGCCACAUGGUCCUCAUUUAUUCCAGUUCAGCUGAGCUUAACUCUGGGCAGGCAGCUUUCUUUUCAUCUGCUUGGCUCCGCAUGUAGCGGCUCUAAAACUCUUACUGUUCAAAUACUGAAGAGCCAAACUCUUUCCAUUCCAUAGAACACUGUCACUCGGUCCUCCUCCCCCCAGUUUCUGUCCUCCUGAACUUUACCACAGACACCAGAACUGAGAGCAGCGAGGCGCCCCGGUAUCAGCGGAGGCUGCCAGUGCUCCUUUCUGCUGCCAGCGAGGGAGCGAGGUGGUUUCCUCCUGGAUGCCUGGAUGUGCAGAGUGACUUCUGGCCUUCUCCCCGGUCUCCGGGAACGAGUAGGAGUUUUCUACAUGGAUUAUUUUCAGCAGUGGGCACUGAAUUAGGGCAGUCCUCAUCUCAUUGCUUGGCCCUUCAAGCAACUGAGCUAAAAGGUGCUGAUAUUUUAUUUAGUACUGCCAAGUUCAAGUGAUUCAAGUACCUUGCUUUCUGAACCAUGCCAAGUUUAUAGUUCAUUGCUGGGUUUCUGUACCCAGACAGCUUCUGCAUUCCAGCACUGUUAGAUCUGCUUAUCUCAAAAAUGUUUACGGAGGGCAGCAGCUGCCAUAUGCUCCCCACUGAAAUGCCCAACGUAAAGCAAAUAGGUUGUGCUGAAGUAGAUGAAGUUUUAUAUUCUCUCAGACACGGUAUUAUCUUUAUUUGCUAGAUCUUUUUAAACUUUGAGGAGGGCUGGAACCGUGGCUGCUAGUAUUUUGUUAGGGUUCCACCAGUGUUUAGUUUUCACGUCAUUCUGAUGCACAAUUUCAAGUCUUACAGACAAUCUGAAUUCCACUACAUUUCUGUUUGGCUCCAACAUUCCAUUGAGCGUGGCCAGCCUGCUUUAAGGUGUUUGUUGGAGGUCACUGCUGUUGCCCGUACGAUGCUGUCACCGUGUGACAUCCGUACGAAAUCCGGUGUACCUCACAUUGCAUUCGACCAGCUGUGAUUAUGCUUAGAAGUGCUCUAGUAACUAGUGCAGUGUGGAGUUUCCCGUUAGCAAUACGUCAGUGGCUUAAAUGUGAUGAUGGUCCUGCAAGGUGAUACUUGCUAAAAUAUCUAAACUUUUUGUUGUUAUAACUGAAUCAUUUUUUUAAAAAAUUUAUAAAGCUGACAUGAUCCAAUGCUGUUUUUUUCAUGGUCAACAGUGGUGUGUCAUUUUAUGUACGUUCCUAAUGCCUGUGGAACUCCCAAAAUAAAGACAUUAAAAAAAGAGCAA
Molecule: messenger RNA, 5300 nt
Organism: Myotis lucifugus (little brown bat)
Lineage: Eukaryota; Metazoa; Chordata; Mammalia; Chiroptera; Vespertilionidae
Gene: SLC39A10
Product: solute carrier family 39 member 10
Exons: 9
Coding region: 205-2718 (837 amino acids)
Biological process (GO): positive regulation of B cell receptor signaling pathway; intracellular zinc ion homeostasis; zinc ion import across plasma membrane
Cellular component (GO): membrane
Molecular function (GO): zinc ion transmembrane transporter activity
Source: RefSeq, a predicted model, not a curated record